AUGACAGGCACAUCUGCUGUGGCGUCACCAAGAGCCCAAUACCCCGUGCUGAUCCCUGGCGAGGUCACCCAAGGCCAACACAGACAUGACACCAGCAGCUUCAGUGGCAGAGGAUCGGCCGAUGCUGCCGGGAACCCCUCGUCGGCGCUGGCGUUGGAGCUUGGUGGUCAGAAGCGCCGUUGCCUCUCUCCCAACAAAUUCUCCGGCGAUGCAGUUGAUGCGCAAGCCACCGCCAACGCAAAUGCAAAGAUUGCGAUUGUUAUCGUGAGAAUAGUCUUCGAUGGCACAUCGCCUAAGGCAAUGAUCAGCAUAGGGACAACUAUCGCUAAGCCCCCAAGGAUUGCAAACAAGAACCGCUUCAAAGUCAUGCGAAAAUUCGUGGCACGUUUCCGCAAUCUCUCGGCUUUCUUCCUCGUCGUGCCUCGUGUCAAACUCCCGUCCUUGCCACUGUUCAUAAGAAGAGGGUCAAAUGAGCCUAAGAGAUCUGCAUCUGAGUAG
Molecule: messenger RNA, 498 nt
Organism: Diaporthe amygdali
Lineage: Eukaryota; Fungi; Ascomycota; Sordariomycetes; Diaporthales; Diaporthaceae
Exons: 2
Coding region: 1-498 (165 amino acids)
Source: RefSeq, a predicted model, not a curated record